Messenger RNA from Solanum verrucosum, 604 nucleotides. RefSeq lists its product as uncharacterized. The transcript has a single exon. Lineage: Eukaryota; Viridiplantae; Streptophyta; Magnoliopsida; Solanales; Solanaceae. The record is from RefSeq and is a predicted model, not a curated record. Bases 11 to 580 code for a protein of 189 amino acids.
UUUAUCCAUUAUGAGAAAUGCAAUUAGAUGUUUCAUAUCUUGUAUUCUCCCAUGUGGUGCACUUGAUGUUAUUAGAAUUGUUCAUUCUAAUGGUAAAGUUGAGGAAAUUAGUGAUUCUCAUAUAAAAGCUUCACAAAUUAUGAAACUUUAUCCCAAACACAUAUUAAAAAAACCAACAUCUUCAUAUUCAUCAUCAAAUGAUCAUCAACAAAAUAUUUCUACUACUCCAAAAAUUGUUAUUGUCCCUCCUGAUGCUGAGCUACAACGCGGCAAAAUUUACUUCCUUAUGCCAAUGCCAUCAUCGUGCUCAUCCUCCUCCUCAUCUUCUUCUUCUUCUACCCCUCGUGAAAAGUCAAGAACUCGUUCUAGAUCAUCCAUGAGGAAUAAGAAGAAGAUGAGGCAAGUUACAUCGGAGGGACAUAAAAAUGAGUAUAAUGCUAACCUAUUAAUUUCUGAUGAUGAAUAUCUAAGUGAUAUAUUAUCUGAAAAGGCGUCAACUCAAAGGGAUAAAAGAAGAGGAAGAGUUAGAGUAUGGAAACCUCAUCUAGAAAGCAUCUCUGAGAUUGUUAGUGAAUUAUGAUAAAUUUGCGCACUUUACUUGUUA